GCCUCUCUCUCUCUCUCUCUGUGUGUGACUAUCAUAAAUAAAUAAAAAUUUUAAAAAAUUAAAAAAAAAUAAAAAAAAAACAAGAAGCAGCACUGUGGUAGUGCACCGCAUAUCGUUUGCAUGUUUUUAAUGUUCCUUAAUUUUUUCGAUCUAUUCAGAGCCAUUCAGGUUGUUUCCAGUUUGUUGUUACUUCAGCAGUGGUGCACUCAAUGAUGUCCUCCUAGGACAUAUUUUAGCAAGAGUUUUUUUUUUUUUUUUUUUUUUUGGUUUUGUUUUGUUUUAAAGAUUUUAUUUAUUCAUUCAUGAGAGACACACAGAGGCAGAGACACAGGCAGAGGGAAAAGCGGGCUCCAUGCAGGGAGCCUGAUGUGGGACUGGAUCCCAAGAUCCCAGGAUCACACCCUGGGCCACCCAAGCGUCCCAUCAAGAGUUUUUAAAGAAGGCAUCAGCCAAAAUAAUUUUUGUCUUACCUUAGCCACUUAUUGGCAAAUUGUUAAACAUGCCAAUCAUUAUUGUAACAGCUCCUAUAGAGUGUUUAAAGAACAAAUAAAACUAAAUAGAUUUUCUCUUCUGGAUCUUGUGUUUAUGAUGCUUGGCCAGACUAGUCUAAUAAACUAAUUCUAUUAAUGACUCCCUUCCAGCCAUUGUCUGUCCCUUUAGCUUCAGAAAAUCUCUCAGCCUCCCUUUCAGAAUGUCCUUUACUACCUAUUCCCCAAGAUGACUCUUCACUGCUACCAGUGUCACAUUUGAAGACGAGGGGCACUGAGGAUGAGAAAUCAACUGAAAAGUAUGAAAAUGUUGGAAAUGCAGAAUCUAUGUGGCCAAAAGUGGAAGGUCUUCACAAGGACAAUAUAUUGGAAUCUAAGGUUGGUGAAACUUGUGAUUGGAAUAGCAAGGCAGAGAAUCAACUGGAAAAUCCUGAGGGAAAAAGAAUGAAGGAAGACCAAAGUGGCAUGAGGGAAAAGAUUGGCAAAGCCAAGAACACAGCAAAUAUAAAGACAGAACAGGAAGACGAGGCAUCUGAGGAAAGCCUACAUCCAAGCUCAAAACAUGUUAUACACCAAACUGUCUCUAUAGAACAGAUAAGUAGUGAACAAGACAAAUGUAUGGAGAACAUUAAUGGAACCUCUCACCCUGGUCUACAGCAGAAAACCAGUAUUGUUAAGAAGUCACACAAAUGUGAUGAGUGUGGGAAAUCAUUUAAAUAUAAUUCCCGGCUUGUUCAACAUAAAAUUAUGCACACUGGGGAAAAACGCUACGAGUGUGAGGACUGUGGAGGGACUUUCCGGAGCAGCUCGAGCCUUCGAGUCCACAAACGGAUCCAUACUGGGGAGAAGCCGUAUAAGUGUGAAGAAUGUGGGAAAGCCUACAUGUCCUACUCCAGCCUUAUAAACCACAAAAGCACCCAUUCUGGGGAGAAGAACUGUAAAUGUGAUGAGUGUGGGAAAUCCUUCAAUUAUAGCUCUGUUUUGGACCAGCAUAAGAGGAUCCACACAGGAGAGAAGCCCUAUGAAUGUGGUGAGUGUGGGAAGGCCUUCAGGAACAGCUCUGGUCUCAGAGUCCACAAAAGGAUUCACACAGGGGAGAAGCCCUACGAAUGUGACAUCUGUGGGAAAACUUUCAGUAAUAGCUCUGGCCUUAGGGUGCACAAGAGGAUCCAUACAGGCGAGAAACCUUAUGAAUGCGAUGAAUGUGGGAAGGCCUUCAUUACUUGCAGAACACUUCUAAACCAUAAAAGCAUCCACUUUGGAGAUAAACCUUAUAAGUGUGAUGAGUGUGAGAAAUCGUUUAAUUAUAGCUCUCUCCUCACUCAGCAUAAAGUGAUCCACACUGGAGAGAAACCUUAUGAAUGUGAUGAAUGUGGGAAGGCCUUCAGGAACAGCUCAGGCCUUAUAGUACACAAAAGGAUCCACACAGGAGAGAAGCCUUACAAGUGUGAUGUAUGUGGCAAAGCAUUCAGCUAUAGCUCAGGCCUCGCAGUUCAUAAAAGCAUUCACCCUGGGAAGAAAGCUCAUGAAUGUAAGGAGUGUGGAAAAUCCUUCAGCUAUAACUCCCUUCUUCUUCAACAUAAAACCAUUCAUACUGGAGAGAGACCUUAUGUAUGUGAUUUGUGUGGGAAAACUUUCAGGAACAAUUCAGGCCUCAAAGUCCACAGGAGGCUCCAUACUGGGGAAAAACCAUAUAAGUGUGAUGUGUGUGGGAAAGCCUAUAUCUCACGCUCUAGCCUUAAAAACCACAAAGGGAUCCAUCUUGGGGAGAAGCCCUAUAAAUGUACCUAUUGUGAGAAAUCUUUCAAUUACAGCUCUGCCCUUGAACAACAUAAAAGGAUUCAUACAAGGGAGAAACCUUUUGGGUGUGAUGAGUGUGGAAAAGCCUUCAGAAAUAAUUCAGGCCUUAAAGUACAUAAACGGAUCCACACUGGGGAGAGACCUUACAAAUGUGAAGAAUGUGGGAAAGCCUACAUCUCACUCUCAAGCCUUAUAAAUCAUAAAAGUGUACACCCUGGGGAAAAGCCCUAUAAGUGUGAUGAGUGUGAAAAAGCCUUCAUCACUUAUCGAACCCUUAUAAACCACAAAAAAAUUCAUCUUGGGGAGAAGCCCUAUAAAUGUGAUGUAUGUGAGAAAUCUUUUAAUUACACCUCACUCCUUUCUCAACACAAAAGGGUCCACACUAGAGAGAAACCUUAUGAAUGCGACAGGUGUGAGAAGGUCUUCAGAAACAACUCAAGCCUUAAAGUGCAUAAAAGAAUCCAUACUGGGGAGAAGCCCUAUGAAUGUGAUGUGUGUGGAAAAGCCUACAUCUCACACUCAAGCCUUAUUAACCAUAAAAGUACCCAUCCUGGCAAGACACCCUACACCUGUGAUGAAUGUGGAAAAGCUUUUUUCUCAAGCAGAACUCUUAUAAGCCACAAAAGAGUCCAUCUUGGGGAGAAACCCUUCAAAUGUGUUGAGUGUGGGAAAUCUUUCAAUUACAGUUCACUUCUUUCUCAACACAAGAGGAUCCACACAGGGGAAAAACCUUACAUAUGUGAUAGAUGUGGAAAGGCAUUCAGGAACAGUUCAGGUCUCACAGUACAUAAAAGGAUUCACACAGGCGAGAAACCCUAUGAAUGUGAUGAGUGUGGGAAGGCCUACAUCUCACACUCAAGUCUUAUUAACCAUAAAAGCAUCCACCGUGGACAGCAGCCCUAUAAUUGUGAGUGUGGGAAAUCCUUCAAUUAUAGAUCAGUUCUUGACCAACACAAAAGGAUCCACACUGGAAAGAAGCCAUACCGGUGUAAUGAGUGUGGGAAGGCUUUUAAUAUCAGAUCAAAUCUCACCAAGCAUAAAAGAACCCAUACUGGAGAGGAAUCUUUAAAUGUGGGAAGUCACAGUGACACAUCACAGAACAGAACUCAUGAGGGAGGCAAUGCUCUGGUUGGGACCAAGAUGAGCAUAUCUGUACAAGGCAGAGCUUAUGAAGUCUCGACUCAAAUGGAAGAAAAACCUUAUGAGUGUAUGAAUAUCUGAGCUCUUUGUUCAUGGCUUGUAAUUUACAUAUGUAACUAUGAGUACUCUUUGGUGUGAACUUCAUCAUAGCCAGCAAGGAAGCCUCCAGUGUCAAGGUAGUUGAAUCUUUAUGAAACACAAAAUAGUUUAUACUGGGGUUAAAACCUAUGAAAGUGACAGAGUGAUUUAAAAACCUUCAAAAUAAGCAGACAUUUCUGGACGUAAAACACAUGGAUGAGGAAAGGACUUAGAAGUCAUAUAGUUACCAUCAGAAAAUUCAUAUUUGAGUAAAUUCUGUGAAUAGAAAUGGGGGAAAUUCAGGCAUAGCUUUGAAUCCUAAUUGUACAUUGGUUAGUGGAGAAAAUACAAGAAGGGCUUCCCAACAGGCAAAUUCAGGGAGAGAUAGGCUUCAGGGAAUAUAAAUUUAAUAGUAGUGAUCAUGGAGUAUAAAUUUGAUAUAAUUGAAUUAUUUGUGAGGGGUGAUGAUAAAAUUUGAAACAAUUGGAUUUUGUUGUAGGAAGAGUAAAAAGUAUAGACAUGAAUCUAGCAGGAAAUAGUCAUUUAAAAAACAUAAGUUGAUUGGACUAUGGUUGUAAUGUGAUACACUGGUUGAAUGGGCAAAACUUUUAAAAAAUUUCAAGUGAACCCCUUCAGUGAAUGAUGAAGUGUGAUGAGUGAAAACCCUACCUAUGCUACAAUUAUGAGGUUCUACAGAAAUUCAGCACAUUAAAUAACUAAUGGAACAUGUCUUCAAUGUGAAUUUGCACUUAUACAAAAAUAAUUGAUUCAGGGAUUCCUAUGAAUAGGAAUGCUGAGAAGGUCAUUUUACUAGAAGAGCUAGAAAGCUAAGUAGCUAUUGACAAUUGAGGGAUUGGAAGAAAUUCAUGCUCCUUAAUAAUCCUGUUAAAUGUUUGAUUGUUUUGGAAUGUGUUAUUGUAAAGAUUCCAUGUACUACAUGUGUGUAUUGUCUGUUAUAAAAUGUUAUGAAUACUUUGUUCAGGGCUCACUCUGUCUUGGCCAUGAAAAGGAAGAUAGUUGUGGUGAGGUAAGGUGCAACUCCAAUAAAAAAAAUUACUUAAAAGUAAA
Nyctereutes procyonoides (raccoon dog) is the source of this 4574-nucleotide messenger RNA. RefSeq names its product ZFP62 zinc finger protein (gene ZFP62). NCBI's taxonomy places the organism in Eukaryota, Metazoa, Chordata, Mammalia, Carnivora, Canidae. Bases 627 to 3509 code for a protein of 960 amino acids. Gene Ontology annotation, biological process: regulation of transcription by RNA polymerase II. The transcript has 2 exons. Gene Ontology annotation, molecular function: RNA polymerase II cis-regulatory region sequence-specific DNA binding; DNA-binding transcription factor activity, RNA polymerase II-specific. The record is from RefSeq and is a predicted model, not a curated record.